CGUAACAAAAUGUAGAAAAAGGGCAGGGGUCUGAAUACUUUCCGAAUGCACUUGUAGGCCUACAGACAAACAGAAGAAAACGUUGGAGGAUCAAGGCUUGAAUACGCCUAUAGGCCUAGGUCAGAACAUGGUCUGUAAUGUUCUAACAGGCGUUUGCCUUUGUCAUGCACACAGUAACACCAUUCAAGAAGGCCCUAGAGGCUAGUUCUUUUUCAAUGACUUUCGGAUCCCUACAGUCCUGCAGGCCAGUUCAGUGUUUUUCCACUUACUAUGUAAAGAUGUGUUGCCUGGUUAUUACCUGUGCACGCGAUUAACUGCCAAUGUUUUCCUUAAAAAAAAAAUGUAAUCAUUUAAAGAUCUAACCUCAAGUACAGUGUUAGAGAGGCAAGCUCGAGUGCCAAAGCUUUUAAAGGAUUUAAAAUAAAAUGGUUUCGUCUCCUUGGAAAUUCCUCGCCGUUUGCACAUUAUACGCUGUUAAGCCUGGGGGCUUCAUUGCACAGUUCAUCAGUAUUUGCUUUGCACUGAAGGCUGCUGUCAGCAAUGGUGCCAACUGUUUGGCAUUCUAUAACUAUCAGCACAGCAGUGGUGGCACAACAGUCUACAAUAUUUCAGUUUCUCUGUAGUUUUAUAUAACCUUCUACAAACACAUUUUUGCAAAGAUGCAAAAUAAAAGGGCUUAUAUUCACCAAAACCCACCGCCUCAGUUUACAAACAAGUGCAUGGGCAGCACUUUUGACUGGAAAUUGAAGAUUAAUACAGUGAGUGAUGACUAUUCACUGACUAAAUAGAUGAAACAUUGUUGACAGACAUGCUUUACUCUCACACUGCCACACCAUAUUAUAAUUCACCCAACCAAAGGUAAUCAGAUAUUUGAUUGAGUCUUUUAGAUGUUUAGAAGUCCACAUCGUUAGAAGUGUGAAACCCCCUGGGAUCAACACAGAGCUCCAAGGUUAAGGUGCCGUUGUCGGGAUCGGCACAGUCAAAGAGUUUUGAAUUGGCAAACGCAUCUAAGAUCUCCCCAUAUCUCAGAGUUGUGUUGGGUAUUGCGCUCUCCUGUUACAUCAUGUCAACUCAGGAAAUUACCCCUGUUCCACGCGUUUAAAAACAUAUUUAGCUCCAAGCGCCUAUCGAGGUCAAAAUCAAAUUGCGAUUGUUAUUAACGGGCACCAGGCGCGGACAGACACUCGGUUGCGUGUGACAAUCCAAGGGAAACCAAAUGGUGCAGCAUGUGUCUGUGUAAUCUGCUCUGUUGCGAGGGUCAUAGUGUGUGUGUGGUGUGUGUGCGUGUGCGUAUACAUAGAGGCUGAGGCAGAAAGGGUCCCUAGCCAAACAGUUGGUGAACAGCCAUCUGUUUUACCCUCAGAAAGCUCACACACAGUCCAAUGAAAGAGCGGGAGGAGGAGGAGGAGGAGAGAGAGAUAAUAGAUAGAGAAAUUCACACUGACUGUUUCACACCCAUCGAACCCCCCCAGGGAACAGCUAAUGUGCAGCCAUAUGUCAGCCGACCUGCAUUAUCCAUCACUAAGCAUUCAAUGUGAUAGGGACGGCUGACAGCUGUAUGUGAGCCAUUGCAACUGUGUGUGUGUGUGUGUCUCUGUCUUGGUGUGUGUGUGAUUUUAAUUUGUGUUGUAGUCUUGUUGAGUAUUUGUGUGUUUGCUUAAAUCAUGGGUUCAUUGGGUUGCAAUCGUGUGUGUGUGUGUGUGUGUGCACUUUUUCUGUAUUUCUUUGUGUAUAAUGUGUGCAUUCCUCUCAGCUGUAGGUAUGGACUCCUCCCUCUACUUGUGCUCUACCUGCUACCAGAUAUUCAACUCUCUGGAGGUGGUGAUCUCUCAUCAGCUCACCUGCCAACCUGUCAACACAGAGGAGACGGUCCCUGCAGCGCCACCUACAGCACAGACCGAGAGCUCCAGAGUGGUGCUUCAGUCUCAGAAUGGACCAUCCCAGCACCAAGAGAGAAACCAAAAGAGAACCUUCAUGACGAACCCAAACCUGCCCUACCUGCACUCCCUCAUAGAGAAGAGAGCGACUGGAAGUCCGACCGGUUCCAACAGCCCUCAGAACCAGACCCAAACGCAAAACCUGACUAGCCCGGCCCUGCUCAUCCACUAUCAGUGUAGGGAAUGUGAGGCGUUGUUUGAGUCCCUGGAGCUGUGGCAGAAGCACAGCAAGCUGGGUGACUGUUCUGCAACCACUGGGUCAGAACCAAGGGACCAGGAAAUGGACACAGAGUGUCAGCCUGCUGCCUGUAGUUCCAAUCCAACUGCUUCCUUCUCGAGCCAGACCUCCUUCUGUGCGGCCUGUGGCUCGGGCUUCAGCACCGAGUCGGCGCUAAAGCUGCACCGUGUGGCCAUCCACGGCUUGCCGGGGGCGCUACAUCACUGUGACGUGUGUGGAGAGAGCUUUAUGAACACUACCAAGUACCUCUACCACCGCAGGCAGCAUCGAGACAGAAGGGAAAAGGACUCGGAGGGCUCCACACCCCGGGUGGAGUGCAUUUUACCUAAGCCUCUGUUCCAGUGGAAAAGCAACAGUGCUGUGGUGAAUGGCGGAGAAGAGACCCCGACCCAUCCACCCCUCACUACCACCACCCUCCCUGACCCUUCCAUCUCCCUACUGGCCCUGGAAACAACACCCGGGGACCACUUCGGACCGUGCCCCCACUGCGGGCGUUUCUUCAAGAGCUGCAGCCGCAUGCGCACCCACAUCCAGGCCCACUCAGGCCUCAAGCCGUUUAAGUGUGACCUCUGCCCCAAGACGUUCGCCUACAACAGAUGCGUGGCGCGCCACCGUAUCACCCACAGCGCCCGCAAGCCUUACACCUGCCUGCGCUGCGGCAAGAGCUACACACUGUUGGGCUCGCUCCAGACCCACCACCUACUACACGAACGCCAGGAUGCCUUGAACAAAGAUGGUGUUGUGGUCAAGGAGGAGGUUUGCGGUGUGGUCAAUGAUGCAGAGUCAAAGAACUCAAAGUACCCAACGUUUUUUCGAUACAAAUGCCCCGAUUGUCCACGCUGCUUCCGAAUGUCAUCUCAGGUGCCGGUUCACAGAUACUCUCACACAGGGAAGUAUCCGUUCACCUGCUCCAUCUGUGGAGAACACUUCUUCCACAAGAGCAGGCUGAAGCUUCAUGCUCUCACACACGAUGGUCAGAGUAAUACUAAUAGAGUGGUGGACAUAGGCCUGGUUAAGGGAACAGGCCAGGGUAGAGGCCGUGGCCAAGGCGGAAGGCGGGACAAGACCACAGGGCUUCUGGACUGUGAGUUCUGCCGCCAUCGCUGUGUCACCAAGGAAGGCCUGGACCUCCACAGAUUGUCCCACGCCGGACAGACCCCCUUACGCUGCCCGAUGACCCCCUGCAGACGGCGCUAUGCAACGGCCGCCUCCCUGGAAGAGCACCUCCUUACCCACUGCCCGGCGCCCGGGGACACGGUGGCCGCCGCCGACCUCCCCAAGCCCCGUCCCUUCCACUGCCAUCACUGUGGGAAGUACUUCACCACCGGCUCAUCACUCAGCGUCCACCUUAGAGUCCACACGGGGGAGAAGCCCUUUCAGUGCUCCCAAUGUUGGAAGAGUUUCCGACAGAUCCCUCACCUGCGCGACCACGAGCGUCUGCACAGCGGCGAGCGUCCCUUCGUCUGCGGUGUCUGUGGCAAGAGCUUCGUCCUGGCCGCCCGCCUCACUGAGCACGCCCGCACUCACAGUGGCGAGAAACCAUUCUCCUGCCCUGUGUGCCACCGGGCCUUCCGCUCCCUCUCCAACCUGGGAAAGCACCGCAAGACCCACCGCUGCUGCCCCCCCACACAGCCACAAGAGGGCAUCAGCGAGCAGACCGCUGUCCUAGGGGUCAAAAUUCAGGGGAAUAUGGACAAUAUGGAGGGUCAGGCGGCCGUGCGUACGAUCUUACUUGUUCAGCCCCAAGUGGUCUCUCAGGGAGGAUAUUCUUCCGUAUCUGCUCCCCUCAUCCUCCUGCACCCCUCAGUUGCUGUGGGCAACGGGCAGGCCGGGGCUGUGGGGGGCACCAUUAUGCGGCAUGCCAUCGAGGUCAUCGUGGAGCAGGCUGGUGAGCAGCGGGUGAAAAGUUGAUGUAACUUCACUGGUGAGACAUUUCACAAGAGGCUGCCAAGGUCACCUGGAUGAAAAUCAUUUCUGAGAAGAACUGUCACAAUCUAAAAGGAGGAUAAGAAGUGGGUGGAGAGCAGGGAGUGAGGGGAACGGAGUGAAGUGGGACUUGAAUAAAUAAAAUGUGAAGGAAUGGUGCGGUGUUAGGAUUACGAGGAUCAGUUUUCAAUUUAAGUACAGAUGUAUAGAAUGGUUUGAAGUAAGUUACUUCUAAUAGAAUGUUUUUGAGCCUGUGUUCAAUCUCAAUUUGACAGAGUGCCUUCAAAAUCUGUUGUAUUUCUUUGAAUAAAAUGCUCUCUUUCCA
Molecule: messenger RNA, 4426 nt
Organism: Salvelinus namaycush (lake trout)
Lineage: Eukaryota; Metazoa; Chordata; Actinopteri; Salmoniformes; Salmonidae
Product: zinc finger protein 14-like
Exons: 6
Coding region: 1735-4086 (783 amino acids)
Biological process (GO): regulation of transcription by RNA polymerase II
Cellular component (GO): nucleus
Molecular function (GO): DNA-binding transcription activator activity, RNA polymerase II-specific; RNA polymerase II cis-regulatory region sequence-specific DNA binding
Source: RefSeq, a predicted model, not a curated record